AUGCCCCCCGUCGCUCGUCGGGGCUUCAGCGUCUCUGCACUGCGAUGCGACGUCUCCACCAAGUCCAGCUCUGUCCCCACGCCGGCAACAAACUCAUCCGCCUCAGGCAGUGGAGAGGAGAGGAACCUGCCUACUGAGCAGAGGGAGAGGAAUGACACUGCUGUUGAGGCCCACAUCGUCAGCGAUGCGCCUGCUGAGCUUCAUCAGCGCACAGUUCGUAUCUACAAGCCCGCGAAGACAGCCAACUCCUCAGGUCGAGCCGGUAUCGCCCACUGGCGCGUCAACUUCGACCUCAUUCAAUCCUCAGACCGAUGGGAGAACCCACUCAUGGGAUGGGCUUCCACGGCAGACUAUGUUCACAACCUUAACAUGCAGUUCAAGACCAAGGAGGAUGCGAUUCACUUUGUUGAGAAGCAAGGAUGGAACUACUUCGUGCAGGAGCCCAAGAGUGCCAGGAUCAGGCCAAAGAACUACGCCAGCAACUACUCAUACGAUGCGAGGAAGUUGAGGAUUCACCACACAAAGUAG
Jaminaea rosea is the source of this 528-nucleotide messenger RNA. RefSeq lists its product as hypothetical. Bases 1 to 528 code for a protein of 175 amino acids. Gene Ontology annotation, biological process: electron transport chain. The transcript is spliced from 2 exons. Lineage: Eukaryota; Fungi; Basidiomycota; Exobasidiomycetes; Microstromatales. The record is from RefSeq and is a predicted model, not a curated record.